AUGAAGAUGCACAACGAUGAAGUAAAAAUAAAGCACGGUAAAAUUAGUUGUCCAUCAACCGAGUUAAAUUUGGGUAUCACUUUGAAAGGAGGUCAAAGUUUCAGGUGGUUUUCUUACAAUAAUGGAUUCAGAGGUGUGUUCAACGGAUGUGUUUGGACCCUUACACAAAACGAUACGCAUCUGUCCUAUAUUGUACAAGGUUUGCUAGCAGAUUCUAAAAAUUAUGAUAAUAUUUUAUCUGAGUACUUCAGAUUGGAUGUAUCCUUGGAAGACCUCUGCAAAAAAUGGUCUGCAGCAGAUCAUUACUUUGAAAAAUCCUUAAACAAUACAAAAGGUGUUAGGAUAUUAAAUCAGGAUAUUGUUGAGAAUUUGUUCUCUUUCAUAUGCAGUUCUAAUAACAACAUACAGAGGAUAUCAAGAAUGGUAAAAAAAUUAUGCACAUUAUUUGGAGAAAAAAUUUGUACAAUUGAGGAUAAGGAUUACUAUGAUUUCCCAACCAUUGAAGCAUUAACAGGGAAAAAUGUAGAAAGUACACUAAAAGAGGAAAAAUUUGGAUAUCGCGCAGGAUACAUAGCAAAGGCGGCAAAAAAUUUAAUAGAACUUGGUGGAAGAGAGUGGCUCUUAAAUUUACACAAAAAGAACAAUAUAUCAUAUGCUAAAGCUAGAGAGCAAUUAAUUACUCUUCCUGGGAUUGGCCCAAAAGUUGCAGAUUGUAUAUGCUUAAUGUCAUUAGGAUAUUUAGAAGCUAUUCCUGUUGAUACUCAUAUUUUCCAAAUUGCUAGGAAAAAUUAUUUACCUCAUUUAGGACAGCAUAAAGCAGUCACCCCAAAAAUUCAUCAAGAAGUUAGUAAUCAUUUACGCGAAUUAUGGGGUCCCUUGGCUGGAUGGGCUCAAGCUGUGGUUUUCUGUGCAAAACUUAAUGAUACUGCUGGUACUGCCACAUCAAGACAGAAACGUAAAAAACAGUACAAAUAAAAAAUCCAAAAAUCAAAUCUAUAUAUUUGUUUACCAGCAUCUGCUAAUGCAAAGUAAAACUCGUCCAAAAUCAUAUGAUCUGUCAAAAAAUAUGAUUUAAUCUUUUUCACUCUCAU
Molecule: messenger RNA, 1091 nt
Organism: Habropoda laboriosa
Lineage: Eukaryota; Metazoa; Arthropoda; Insecta; Hymenoptera; Apidae
Gene: Ogg1
Product: N-glycosylase/DNA lyase
Exons: 3
Coding region: 1-975 (324 amino acids)
Biological process (GO): nucleotide-excision repair; base-excision repair; base-excision repair, AP site formation
Cellular component (GO): nucleus
Molecular function (GO): damaged DNA binding; 8-oxo-7,8-dihydroguanine DNA N-glycosylase activity
Source: RefSeq, a predicted model, not a curated record